This is a messenger RNA of Fusarium fujikuroi IMI 58289, 729 nucleotides long. RefSeq names its product related to GMP synthase. The record is from RefSeq and is a predicted model, not a curated record. The transcript has 3 exons. Lineage: Eukaryota; Fungi; Ascomycota; Sordariomycetes; Hypocreales; Nectriaceae. The coding region runs from base 1 to 729 and encodes 242 amino acids. Gene Ontology annotation, cellular component: cytosol; nucleus.
AUGCCUCAUAUUAUCCGAAUAUCCAUCUUGGAAUGCUGGAAUGAUAUAGAUCCCUCUAGAUCAAGGUAUGGUGGCUACGGCGGCCUUACAUCGACUUGGCUGAGGUCCAAUCAUCGUUUGCAACAGCAAGCAGAAAUUCACAUAUGGGAUAUUAAAAACUCGAUGGAGUAUCCUAACUUGGAAGACUACGAUGUUGCUAUAAUUAUUGGUUCACCGGCAAAUCCUAAAGGAGAAGAUCCAUGGAUUGUCAAGCUCCGUGCUUUUGUCAACAAGGGACUAGAAAAAGAGAAAGAUAAGAAGUUCAUUGGAUUCUGUUUUGGCCAUCAAAUUAUAGCCUUAGCCUGUGGCUUAUCUAUUGAAAGUAACGAUGCAGGGUAUGAACUUGCCACAACACCUAUCCAGCUCUCAGAGAUAGGAAAAGGGCUCUUUAAACAAGAUUUAAUUUAUCUGAACCAAUGCCACUUGUGGAGUGUUAUAGACAAUGGGCUUGGACAAGUUCAAAACAUAGGUUCAACAGACCAUUCUCAGGUACAAGGCCUUUUCCUUCCUGGGCGUCUUUGGUGUCUUCAAGCCCAUCCUGAGUUUGAUCCAGCAGUUAUGGGACAGGUGCUAGACCUGACUAGAUCUGAAUUGACAGAUGAGGAAUACCGAAAGGCAAGGGCUCAUAACCAACAAAAGCUUGACCAACAAGUCGCACUAGAAUCAUUAGUUAAUUUUAUUCUAGAAUAA